GGGCUGCCCUCUUCUCUUCUCUUCUCUUCUCUUCUCAAACCCUAAAAUCCCAACUCCAACUCCACAUAUUCUUCACUCCAUCCCAGUCGGCUGUCGCAAACGUAGCGCCGUAGCGGCAUGAGCAUCGACGAUCCGUGAAUCCGAGCCAACCCGCCCGUUUUGUGGCAUUAUAUUCUCCGAUCACCGCCGGUACCCUGAACCGUGGCGUGGUGAUUGAUCUCUCCGACUAGGCCUCGUAUUCUUCUUCAGGCCUGAGACAGCUCGUUGCCGCCUGCCGUCGUUGUUCUUCAAUCCCCAGUCGCCUGUCGAUCUCUGUCAUUGGAAAGGAUGAGAUUCCAAGCACUAGGCUGUGGUCAUGAAUCAUGCGAGGACUGUAUCGACGAUGAUGAGGUGGAGAUGGAGGAUAUCCUAGAGUCUGCUGCGACUGCUAAUAAGUACUACCACCAUCGUCUGGUGUCCUCCAGCCGCCUACACAAGAAAGAUCCGACGUCGGAUAGGGCGUCCUACAGGGCAACUCUCACUAACAAGACCAAGAGGAAGAUGAAGAAGAAGAAGAUGAAAGUGGUCAGGGACCAAGUGCACUACUUCUACCUCUAGUACGUACAACGUACCGGCUUAAUUUCUCCUGCAUUUCCCAAUACUGUGCUGCGAAAAGAGCACUUUAGUAUUUCGUUUAUGUUUUAGAUCGGCUAGGGUUUUCAGUUUGGAAUCUAUAUAUUACCACUUAUUAUGAUUCAGCCAGAUUAUCGAAUAAUAAAGAAUUCAAAUAAGGG
Linum tenue is the source of this 773-nucleotide messenger RNA. The record is from the annotation of a GenBank genome assembly. NCBI's taxonomy places the organism in Eukaryota, Viridiplantae, Streptophyta, Magnoliopsida, Malpighiales, Linaceae.